Molecule: messenger RNA, 1399 nt
Organism: Gilbertella persicaria
Lineage: Eukaryota; Fungi; Mucoromycota; Mucoromycetes; Mucorales; Choanephoraceae
Exons: 7
Coding region: 55-1377 (440 amino acids)
Biological process (GO): pyruvate decarboxylation to acetyl-CoA
Cellular component (GO): pyruvate dehydrogenase complex
Molecular function (GO): dihydrolipoyllysine-residue acetyltransferase activity
Source: RefSeq, a predicted model, not a curated record
UUUUUUUUUCUUUUUUUUUUUUUAUAGAGAACACCUUCACGAAAAAAAAAAGAAAUGCAUCGUUUAGCUAGUCGUUUAACUCAAGUGACCAAAACCUCUUCUUUAGGUUUUCAUACUUCUGCUACUAGUUCAGCCAUCAGUCGUUUCAACUUGCCAGCCAUGAGUCCUACUAUGACUGAAGGUACCAUUCAUAAAUGGAUGAAGAAAGAAGGUGAAUCUUUCUCUGCUGGUGAUGUUCUUUUAGAACUCGAAACAGAUAAAGCUCAAAUUGACGUUGAAGCUUCUGAAGAUGGUGUUUUGGCCAAGAUUAUUCUUCCCGAUGGUGGUAAGGGUUCUGUCAACAGUUUGAUUGCUCUUAUUGCUGAGGAAGGAGACGACAUUUCCAAUAUUGAAGUGCCUGCUGAUGAUGCUGCCCCUGUUGAAGAAAAGAAAGAGGAUGCUCCUGCUGCUGCUGCCACACCUCAAUCUGCUCGUACACCUGCUGUUGCACCCAUUUCUCACCAUGAUAUUGAUACAAGCAAGCUCAAGAAGCCUUUGUCUCCUGCUGUUUUGAACUUGGUUUUGAAGUAUGGUAUUAAGGAUUUGGAUAGCAUUAAGCCAUCUGGUUAUGGUGGUCGUAUCUUGAAGGGUGAUGUCCUUGCUCAUCUUGGUCUUAUUGCUCCCAAGCCUGCUCCCAAACCUACGCUUACUGCUGCUCCUCCCAGAGAUCAAAUUGUGUUUGCCAAGACUGAAAAGCCCGUUGAAAAGGCUGUCAAGAAAGAACCUCUUCCUUCUUUUAUUCAAAAACAAGUGGUUGUUGAUGAUCUCUUCAAGUUGCGUCAAUCUUUGAAUGAACAACAUGGUACUUUUGUCAGUGUGAAUGACUUUAUUGCUAAGGCUGCUGAACGUGCCUUGCAGGAUGUCACUGCCAAUCAAUCCAACAAGGCUAUCAAGAACCCUGUUGUCUAUGGUACCUCUGCUUCUGCUUUCUCUGACAAAUAUACAGGUGGACAAUUCAAGAUCUUCAACUUGGCUGAACCCACGUAUGAUUUCAUUACAGAUGCUUAUGAACCAGCUAAACCUUAUGUGAUGACAGUUGGUAGUCAUCAACGUAUCGUCCCACCUACACCUAAGCGCUCAUCUGAUCAUGAAUUGCUUGAUUUGAUUGAUUAUCUCGGUGGUCAAUCGACCAAGAAGGUUCAAGAAGAGCGUCGUGUCCAACUCACUACCAAGUCUGCCACAUUAGAUUUCUCAACUCAACCCAAGCAACUUCAAUACCAUGUCCAAGUCAAGUUAGAUGGCGGUGUACCUGGAAAGAUUUUGGGUGAUCAAAAAGCAAAUGCUUUCCUUGACCGUGUUGAAUAUUAUGUUAGAAAUCCUACUGAAUUAGUUGUAUAAUAAAAGAAGGAGAAAAAAAAAA